AUGGGACACAAGCCCUCAACCCAGGCUGCUUUAAUAAAACGGAUGAAAAAUGUAACUGAAUUCAUCUUGCUGGGCCUGACUCAGAAUCCAGAACUGCAGAAGCUCUUAUUUCCUGUGUUUUUAAUCACCUACUUGAUGACUUUGGCAGGUAAUCUGCUCAUCUCAGUCACUGUCUUCAUCAGCCCAGCUCUGGGCUCUCCCAUGUACUUUUUUCUGUCCUGUUUGUCCAUUAUAGAUGGUUUCUACUCUUCCUCCAUAGUUCCCAAAAUGAUCUUUGAUUUGAUCUCUGAGAAAAACACCAUAUCCUUCAAUGGCUGCAUGACUCAGCUCUUUGCUGAACAUUUUUUUGCUGCAGCUGAGAUCAUCUUGUUAAUUGCAAUGGCCUAUGACCGCUAUGUGGCCAUCUGCAAGCCCUUACACUACAUGACUAUCAUGAGCAGGCUUCUGUGUGGUCUCCUCGUGGGGAUGGCUGGGCUUUUGGGGUUUAUUCAUGGAGGGAUUCAGAUUUUGUUCAUGGUCCAGUUACCAUUUUGUGGCCCUAAUGUCAUUGACCAUUUUAUCUGUGAUUUAAUACCUCUCCUAGAGCUGGCCUGCACAGACACUCACACUUUGGGGCCCCUGAUUGCUGCCAAUAGUGGCUCACUCUGUUUGCUCACUUUUUCUAUGCUGGUUGCGUCCUAUGUCAUCAUAGUGCGCUCCCUGAGGUCUUACAGCUCUGAAGGGCGCCGCAAAGCCCUCUCUACCUGUGCUUCUCAUGUCACUGUUGUCAUCUUAUUCUUUGUACCUUGUUCAUUCCUGUACCUAAGACCCAUGACCUCCUUCCCGGCUGACAAAGCUGUGACUGUAUUUUGCACUCUAGUAACUCCUAUGUUGAACCCUUUAAUCUACACCCUGAGAAACGCGGAAGUGAAAAAUGUCAUGAGAAAGUUCUGGGGUCAUAUAAUGAAAACCGGUGAUAAAUAA
Molecule: messenger RNA, 963 nt
Organism: Trichechus manatus latirostris (Florida manatee)
Lineage: Eukaryota; Metazoa; Chordata; Mammalia; Sirenia; Trichechidae
Product: olfactory receptor 4C45-like
Exons: 1
Coding region: 1-963 (320 amino acids)
Biological process (GO): G protein-coupled receptor signaling pathway
Cellular component (GO): plasma membrane
Molecular function (GO): G protein-coupled receptor activity; olfactory receptor activity
Source: RefSeq, a predicted model, not a curated record